This is a messenger RNA of Phascolarctos cinereus (koala), 711 nucleotides long. It is a transcript of the gene MYL10, whose product is annotated as myosin light chain 10. The record is from RefSeq and is a predicted model, not a curated record. Lineage: Eukaryota; Metazoa; Chordata; Mammalia; Diprotodontia; Phascolarctidae. Gene Ontology annotation, molecular function: calcium ion binding.
AUGUGCUAUCUUGCAGGUUGGCACAACAGAGGCGACAGAAAGAACAGCUUUAUGGCUCCCAAAAAGGCAAAGAAGAAGACAGAAGGGGGAGCUGGCUCCAACGUGUUCUCCAUGUUCGACCAAUCCCAGAUCCAGGAGUUCAAAGAGGCCUUCACCAUCAUGGAUCAGAACCGGGAUGGCUUCAUUGAUAAGAAUGACCUGAGAGACACCUUUGCUGCCCUGGGUCGUCUCAAUGUCAAGAAUGAAGAGCUGGAAGCCAUGGUGAAGGAGGCUCCUGGUCCCAUCAACUUCACCGUCUUCUUGACCAUGUUUGGUGAGAAGCUGAAAGGCACAGAUCCAGAAGAGACCAUCCUGCAUGCUUUCAAGAUUUUUGAUGUUGAAGGAAAAGGUUUCCUUAAGGCAGACUUCAUCAAAGAAAGGCUCAUGACACAGGCAGACCGGUUCAGCGAGGAGGAGAUCAAACAGAUGUUUACAGCUUUCCCUCCAGAUGUGCGUGGCAAUCUCGAUUACAAGAACCUGUGCUAUGUCAUCACCCAUGGUGAUGAGAAAGACUAGGUGGAGGAAGAAAGCCCCCAGUGUCUUCUCUGGAAGCACUUAGUGGCAAAGGUGAAAGGGAUGAGGAAGCUUCUACCGGAGAUAGAGAGAAGAAGAGUCUCCCCACUGGCAUGUGGCUCAUCCAAAAAGAACCAAAAAUAAUAAUUAAAAAAUGGA